AUGAACGAGACAGCAUACGGCGGUCUCGGAGUUACUCCACUAUGGCUCCUCCGUCCGCUCCCCCUCGCGCGCAUCAACCCUGCCGCCGCCGACCGACCGACGACCCACCGCGGCAAGGCCGAUAGCCUGCGAUCCUGUUGCCUCUCGGUCAUCUCGCGCAGCUUUGAGACCUAUGACCCCACCACACUGGCUGCUCUGCCCCCCAUCCUUGCUGGUGUCGUCAUGGCUCGCGUCCGUGCCGACAGGCGAUAUCCGGCUGGUGGAGGACAGGCGGACCCGGUAUCGCGCGCAAGACCAGACGAGGCGACGAUGUGGGCAUACUCUGUGCUAGCGGACCCCGAGGGCGGAGUAGAGAAGACCCCAAGUCACACGCUCGCCCUACCUACCCACAUGACAUGCGCUCAGCUUCCCCAAAACAAGGUGGCCCGUUACGAACACCCCUUCACCGCCUUGCCGCGCCUCUUCGAGUCCCUCAACCUCGACACAUUCUCCCUCCUCACAACACUAUCACUAAGCGGCAUCAAUGCUUCCGUGGACGACAAUUCCCUGCAAAACCUUCGCUGGUGCACGCACCUCACGGUGCUGCGGAUGAAGGGGUGCAGCCGAGUAACGGACGACGGCAUCCGCAUGCUCUCUGCUGCCCUUGUGCUCCCCACAGAAUUUGAAGAGGGGCGGGGAAUGUGCCGUCUUCGAGCGUGGUAUCUUCACAGCUGCAUGGGGGUGGGAGAUAGGAGUAUGCGCAGCUUUGCACGAUGGCCGGGUCUGAGCGUCCUCGAUGUGCGCGAUACCUCAUGUACCGAAGCGGCGUUGGGUAUUCUCAACCGUACCGGUACCUCGCUCUUUGGUGGCCUCCAGCCGCCGUUCCAGUCAUGUACCGAAGGCUUGAAGGGCCUGUUCACGCCAAGCGACGAGUCUGAAGAUGUUCUCAACAAGCUCUGUCUCACGCUCCUCAAGCCAGACCUCCCCACAGGCGCUGGAAGACGAUACCUCGCACUGCACCUCGUACACGCUGACGAACCUCCGCGCGACGAGUGGCUUCACGCACCGUUGGUUAGUCAACGUGCGAGCCGCAUGCUAGGAGGGAAAGAAGCGAGUCGAUUCGUCUCCGGCGGCGUGGGACAGCUGUACGGUUCGGGAGUAGAGAGAAUUGUCGACGAGGAGCAUGCCAAGCGGAAGAAGCUCGCUCUCGCUCUCGAGUUUGAAGCGGAGGAAGCCCACGCUCUCAAGUGUAUGUCGGCCGGUGUUGCCCCACCCGAGAGGCGUAUGGACCGCGAGUGGCGCGAGAGACGCGAGAUGUGGGCGCAGGAAGCAGCCGACAAAAAGAGUGGCGCCUACCAGUGGUCGUCGGAAUAUUCGCACCCACACAUUGUCGGCAAGGCGUUCAAGGACCCGGGAGGCGAUGCCAACGAGCGCAGCCGCGCGUUCUUCUCCACCAACGCCAGGCGUCUUGCUAGGGAAGACGAGGACGGCGACGAUUUGGUCGGGGGCAGCGUGCACCUUAUGAUGGUCCGCAUGGCCCACCCGGAAUGGACACGGUUGGCGUGGGCUGUCGGUGGGGUGAGCAACAAGCCAGACGACGUGAUUCGAGUCCGCAAGCGUAACACUGCAGACGUGGCAGAUAUCUUGUCGUUUACGCAAGACGUCAAGCGCGCUGUGGGCUCCUCCUCGCAGCCACAGAUGGUCGCCAACGCAUUCUCGCCGUGGUCGUCUCCAUCGCCAACAAGGCUAGCGUCGUCACCGGAGCGUAAGCCCAGCCGCGCCGAGCCGACGGGAACGGUGUCGCAAAAGGCCAAACCUUCACCGUUUGUCCGUGGUGAAGUCGCCGGUCCCUCGUCACAGAGCACUAAGCCUACUCCAUUCUGCCGCGCCUCGUCGUCUGCCUCGCAACGCCCGACAGGCCGUCAAGCAGGUCAUAAUCCCUUCCGCGCCGCUGCUCCGACCACCUCGCGCUCAGGUGUGCGAGCGCUGGAUGUCAAGACAGAGGUCGACGUCGACGUCAAGCCCGGUAUCAAGAAGGAGACCAAGAGCGAUCCGCUUGCGCGGGUUAAACCCGGCUCAAACGCGAGACCGAUAGCGACCAAGAAGGAUCCGUUAGCGUUUGUAAAGCCAAGUCCUGGGGGUUCGAAAAAGGAAAACAAGGGCGACCCGUUGGCGUUCGUAGGCUCGAGCGCGGGUGCCAAGCGGAAGUGGGAUGCGAGGGGCGAGCAAAGUGAUGAUGCCCAGCCCAAGCCAAAGGGUCUGAAGAUGUUCUUUAAACCGUUGUAG
Apiotrichum porosum is the source of this 2265-nucleotide messenger RNA. RefSeq lists its product as uncharacterized. The record is from RefSeq and is a predicted model, not a curated record. Bases 1 to 2265 code for a protein of 754 amino acids. The transcript has 3 exons. NCBI's taxonomy places the organism in Eukaryota, Fungi, Basidiomycota, Tremellomycetes, Trichosporonales, Trichosporonaceae.